CUGUGAUUCCUGGAUUCCCAAAAGAAUAUGUACAAGAAUACCUCCACGACGUCUAGCUUGAAAAUACGCCUGGGGGUCUUGUGGACGUCUUAUUGCUUUACCUAGCAAUAAGAAAGACGGCCAGCCUCUUCUUCACAUCUCUCUGUAAAGUGGUUCACGAUGACGACACUAAUUGGCGGUCGUACGGUCAAUGCGUUGGGUGUGUCGCCAAGCACUGAUCGCAAAAAGCGUCUAGCUUGCGAUAACUGCCAUCUAUCAAAGGUUCGCUGCACCGGCGAGCUCUCUGGUUGCCAGCGCUGUGAGCGUGGUAACAAAACAUGCCACUACAGCCAGUCAAAUAUGGGCCGCACAUCAGCAGAUAGAGCAAGCAGAAGACGCAAGUCAAGCGUUCCUAAGACCAUGGGUCCAUACAUAACCAGCCCUACUGGUAGUCAUCAGCAACAGCAGCAACUACACGACUGGAAUUCGUCCAAUAGUCUAUCUAGCGGGGUUGGCGACGUCGAGCAGCAGAUUGAGCAGAACGGGCUACAGUUCCCUAGCUCGUCUGUAGAAAGAAACUAUAGUCUUCAUCAUCAUAAUCGAUCAGCAAGUGAUUCUAUGAGUAUCUUAGACGAAGCCACCAGUCAGGAGCAACGAAAACAUUCGGUAGCAUCCAUGUCACUUGAUAAUAUCGGUGAUGAGCUCCAAGGACCCAGUUUUGACCCGCUCAUUUCGAAUUUCGAGGAUAUAGACUUUUCAGAUAUCGACGAUAAUUAUUUUGAAGUUAUCGGGACUCGUUUAGAAUUAACAUUUCCUCGACUCAUUACCAGCCAUCAAUCUCCUCGAGCUUCACCAUCUCGACAACAACAGCCGCAGCCGCAGCAGCAACAACUCCAUACAACACAACUCUUUGGAACAUCGUCUUCAACGACGACGACAUCAAGCUAUCAGGGCCAUGGUUCCGAGCAAACGCCCGGUACACCGCAUUCCUCUGGGGGUGAUGUCAACUACUGGACAACGCAGCUUGAGGAGCUUUCCCGUAGACCACACAAAUCACCCAUGCCGCUAGACGAGGUGCUUCAUCAGAGCUCACAGCUUCUUCCACGCGUUACUGAAGUUCUCCGCGCAUUAUCUUUAGCAGACCCGUUAUCAUCUACGCAUAUGAUUCUCAUAUUGGUCUGCCUUACACAAGUAAUCACCUUCUUCGAGCAGUGCAUGCCGUCCGUGAUCUGCGGUCUCGAAAAUACCGGGUCAUCUGGAGACCUCUCACUCCACCUCGGCGCCUACCAAGUCGACCGCGAGGUUCAGCAAGCCUUGCAGAUGCACAUUGUGGGAAAGGAAUUAUCAACAGUUCUUCAAGUGUCCAAGUUGAUCAAGCAGACACUGCUACAACCGGAUUGGAACAGCGUCUCCAAGCGGACGCAUGAUCUUCUACUAGAAGACUUACAGGUCAGGACGAAGACAUUAAUGUACCAGAUAAAGCAGAAAUGGAGUUCAGCGCGACAUCUCGCGCUAUGAGAGCGAUCAUCAUGUACGAAAAUCAAAACUUGUUUGUAUAUAGCCAGCAUGGGUACCAGAGAUGUAAAUUAGAUACCAACGGGUAGCGAUAACGUACCGUAAAUCGGUACUAAAUGUUAUGGGUAUUUUUCACA
This is a messenger RNA of Daldinia decipiens, 1631 nucleotides long. RefSeq lists its product as uncharacterized. Gene Ontology annotation, biological process: regulation of DNA-templated transcription. Lineage: Eukaryota; Fungi; Ascomycota; Sordariomycetes; Xylariales; Hypoxylaceae. The transcript has 2 exons. The record is from RefSeq and is a predicted model, not a curated record. The coding region runs from base 160 to 1497 and encodes 445 amino acids. Gene Ontology annotation, molecular function: DNA-binding transcription factor activity, RNA polymerase II-specific; zinc ion binding.